Pseudocercospora fijiensis CIRAD86 is the source of this 1998-nucleotide messenger RNA. RefSeq lists its product as uncharacterized. The coding region runs from base 1 to 1998 and encodes 665 amino acids. The transcript has 6 exons. NCBI's taxonomy places the organism in Eukaryota, Fungi, Ascomycota, Dothideomycetes, Mycosphaerellales, Mycosphaerellaceae. Gene Ontology annotation, biological process: phosphorelay signal transduction system; phosphorylation. The record is from RefSeq and is a predicted model, not a curated record. Gene Ontology annotation, molecular function: phosphorelay sensor kinase activity.
AUGCUCCCAUCGGGUCUUGCAAUCCUCGAUCACAACGCCAAAGCAGUAUUUGUCAAUCAACACUUUUGGGACCUCACGACCAUGCUAGGCGAUGAUCGAUCAUUUACCAGUUGGCCACAAAGCAUACACCCCGAGGAUUACGACCGUGUGAUGGAAGCAUAUAAAGAUGCGUUCCACAACAGCAAGGAGCUACGCACUGAGUUUCGAGCUCGAGGCGAACCUCAUCCUUGGCGUCUGUUGCUCUUGACGCCAUUAGGAGACGAAAAUCUCCAACACGUCAGUCUGCGCGAAUAUGGUGGCUUCAUCUGUAGCAUUGUUGAUAUCAGCUCAGAAAAGAGCGCUGAAUUGGCUGAGCGCAAGGCAGCCCAACAAGCAAGGGAGCGGAAAGAGCAACAAGAGCGCUUCAUCGACAUGAUAUCACACGAAAUUCGAAACCCCCUCUCUGCUGUGCUCCAUUGCGCUGAGGAUAUCGGCGAUGCAAUUCGCGAGCCAAGGCAGGAAAUCGACACGAACGUCAUCCUAGAGGCGGUGGAGACCAUCGAACUUUGUGUGUCUCACCAGAAAAAUAUCGUUGACGACGUUCUUUCGUUUUCAAAGCUCGAUGCCUCCCUUCUUUCUCUUGUGCCGAAGCCAUGUCAACCGCAUCGUCACCUAGCCACAACACUCAAAAUGUUCCAGCCGGAGUUCCGAAAGCAGCAGUUGCAGUUCGGCUACCGUGUCGAUGAUGCCUACUCCGAAGCCUCGGUGAGGAUCGUGCUGGCCGACAUGCCACGAAUAUCUCAGGUGUUGAUCAACCUCACAACGAACGCCAUCAAGUUCACACAUCAGAGCGAAGGAGAGAAGCAAAUCAUUUGCUCAGUGGCUGCUAGCCUCGAAAGACCGACAUCGUAUCCUCCGAACGUCGUUUUCUUCGAAUCCGAAAGCCUCGCCCACCGGAUGGAUGCUACAAAUACCAAGGAGUGGGGAGACGGCGAGCCUCUAUACAUCAUGGUUGCUGUGCAGGAUACCGGCAUAGGUAUCAGUGCCGAGGGCCAAAAGCGGCUAUUUGAGCGCUUCCGGCAAGCAACUCCCAAAACCGGCGAGGUUUAUGGAGGUUCAGGGCUUGGGCUCAACAUUAGCCGAAAGAUUUGCCAUCUUCAUGGCGGCGAAAUCGGAGUCAGCUCAACUGAAGGACAAGGAAGCACGUUCGGGUUCUUCUUCAAGGUUCGUCGGACGCAAAGAAACGAGAGCAUGGAGUCCGAGGCGUCUUCAGAAGGAGAUCAGGAACAUCUACGCGACCAGAUACAGGCGCUGGAAAUUGCUGAUGCCCAGGCUACUGAUCUCUCUGAGCCGUUCAAUUGGGUUCCACAAGGGCAGCAGCCUGCUCACCAAAUGAAGGAGAUGAAGGACGAGAAGUUAUUUGGUGGUGGGCCGGGUGGAAACCAGCAACGCGAGAACAGAGAUGAUCGAUACCAAGAAGCGGAAAGACCACAAGUGUCAAGACCACAUCGCACGGGCGAAUCACUGCAAUCUCAAGAAGUUCAAAAAGGAGGACACGCAGAAGAACAGACAUCAACGCGACCGGUAGCUUCCUUUAAUCGAGCUGGUUCGCGGGCGCAUGUACUGCUCGUUGAAGACAAUAUCAUCAAUCAGCGCAUUGUAUUCAGAAAACUGGAGUCAAAAGGAUUCAACGUCACGACGGCGAACAAUGGCGAGGAAGCUGUGCAGAGCGUGCGAGACGCUCCAAAGUUGUCAUCCGGAGACAAAGGCGCAUUCAAUGUCAUUCUCAUGGAUCAAGAGAUGCCAAAGAUGAAUGGAAAUACUGCAACAAGGGCAAUCAGAGACUUAGAAGCGCGAGGCGAGAUUGAGCGAAUACCGAUCUUGGGAGUCACGGCCAACGUUCGAAGUGCGCAGCAGGACGAGAUGAUAACGUCGGGUAUGGAUGAUGUGAUCAGUAAACCGUACAGGAUCGAGGACAUGGUGAGUUCGCGACCCACACUAAUCGUGAAGGAGACGUAG